CCUCCGGGAGCCUGGCCGGGGCAAAACUCCUGCCUCUUCCCUCUUUUCCUUCCUCCGGCCUCUCCGUUUCAGUCUCCAAAGCGGCAGGGCUUGUUUUCCCCUUCUUAAUGGCUCCACCUCACUUGGAGCUUCUGCUCCUCCUGGCUUCUUGCUUCUCCUCCUCUGAACCGCAGCUCCUGGACUGGAUUUGGGGCAGUGAGAAGAGUACGGGAAGCCCAGCAGCACUGAGUGAGGGGACAGCAGCUGCUCCCAGCCCAUCCCCAGGAGCAUGGGGUGAUGAGGUGGUGGGGGACAUCACCACCCCACAGCUCCAGGAGCCGGAUCCUGGCACAGCAGCACCGGUGGGUGAGGACACGGUGGCUGAAAAUACCAUCCAGUGGGACAGCAAUGCCACCACCAUCCAGUGGGACAGCGAUGCCACCAGGCUGGUGAAGAGCAUGGCACAGCCAAGCAUCUCUCCUCCCCGCAGCACGUCACCUGCCCCUGGCCAAGAUUCCAACAGCAGCUCCACCAAAGACACACAGCUCCUGGGGACAGGGAUCACCAAGAACUUAGAGCUCCCAGGGUCAGGGACCACUGAGGACUCCCAGCUCUUGGGGUCAGGGACCACUGAGGAACCUCAGCUCCUGGGCUCAGGGACCAUCAAGGACCCCCAGCUCCUGGGGGUGGUUACCACUGAGGAUCUGCAGCUCCCGGGGACAUGGACCACUGAGGACCCCCAGCUCCUGGGGAUGAUGACCACUGAAGACCUGCAGCUCCUGGGGACACGGACCACUGAAGACCCCCAGCUCCUGGGGAUGGUGACCACUGAGGACCCGCAGCUCCUGGGGAAGGAGACCACUGAGGACCUGCAGCUUCUGGGGACAGGGACCACCAUAGCCAUGGCGACACAGGUGUCCUUGCAGAGACCAGCAGGUCCCCGGCCAGGUAGUGCCCCUUUUCCUUUCUCACCAGGUGACAACACCCACAAGCAGGCGGUACCACUUGGGGAUCCCACGGCACAACCUCCCCGAAACCACCCUGGAGCAUCGCCCACCCCACCGAACCUAUGGCACAGCACCCGCCACCGGGGCCUGGCCCUGGCCGGCACAAACAGGACCCCAAGCCUUCCUUUGCCUAACAGGAGGGUGGCUAACGGUGUGGAUCCUCCUCUUGCCCGUAACUCUGGUCCUCUGGAGUUUGAUUUACUAACCGCCACUACGCGACUCUACGGUAGCAGCAGCGCGGGGCUUGCAUCCUUCUUUCCUGGACUGAUGCCACCGGCUGGCCAGUGCCUGCCCAUCCCGACCCACCUGCCCUUCUGCAGCCUGCUGGGCACCGACCAUUUCAGAUUCCCCAAUUACCUCCGCCACGACAGUGAGGGGGAAAUUUGGGCGGCUUUGCAUGAGUGGGAGGGGCUGCUUGCAUCGCGGUGCCAUCGCUACGUGGAGUGGUUCCUCUGCUUGCUGCUGCUCCCCGGGUGUAGUGCCUCUGUCCCCAUAACUCCCCCCCCGUGCCAGGGCUUCUGUGAGGCUGUCCGAGACCUCUGUUGGAUGCACUUGGCUGGCGGGCGCCUGCCUCUGCCUUGUGAUGCUCUCCCCAAGGAGGAUGAAGGGUUUUCUUGUGUCUUUAUUAAUGCUUCUGCAGAGAACCUGAGCACUGAGGUCAGCCUGCUGGAGCUGAUUGGAGACCCCCCGCCAGAGGAGAUCCUCAAGAUUUAUGGCCCUGACAACAACCCUGGCUAUGUCUUCGGCCCCAAUGCCAACACAGGCCAGGUGGCCCGGUACCACCUGCCAAGCCCUUUCUACCGGGACUUUUCCCUCCUGUUCCACAUCCAGCCCACCACCCCCCGGGCCGGGGUGCUCUUUGCUGUCACGGACUCCUCUCAGAGCAUCAUCUAUGUGGGUGUCAAGCUCUCGGAGCUGCGGGCGGGCAAGCAGAGGAUCAUCUUCUACUACACAGAGCCAGGCUCCCCGAGCUCAUACGCAGCAGCCACCUUCACCGUGCCCACCUUGCUCAACCAGUGGACACGCUUUGCCAUCAGCGUGGAGGAGGAUGAAGUCGUGCUCUACCUGGACUGUGAGGAGCACGAGCGAGUCAGAUUCGAGCGCUCCCCGGACGAGAUGGAGCUGCAAGAGGGCUCUGGGCUCUUUGUUGCUCAGGCUGGAGGGGCCGACCCAGAUAAAUACCAGGGGGUGAUUGCUGAUUUGAAGCUGCGAGGGGACCCGCGGGCAGCUGAGCGUCAGUGUGAGGAGGAGGAGGAUGACCCAGAGGUCUCGGGAGACUUCGGCAGUGGGACUGAAGGGGUCCAUGUACCCCCAGGGAAAGGCGUGGGUGUCCCUGGGCUGGUGGAUGCUGUCCCGGUCACCUCUCCCCCCGUGGCAGCAGGGGGAGGCCCAAAGAGCAGUGGAGGUUCUCCACAGCAAGCUGAGAGGACCAGAGCAGAGGGGACACUGCAGGUCUCCAUGGGAGGCACUGGCCCCAAAGGUGAAAAGGGGGAGAAGGGUGAGCCUGGCCUGAAAGGGGACUCAGGGACAGGCAGCAUCACAGGGACAGGCAGUGUCAAGGGUGAAAAGGGGGAGAAAGGAGAACUGGGUGUUAAGGGCAGUGCUGGCUUUGGCUACCCUGGCUCCAAAGGCCAGAAAGGGGAGCCAGGUGACCCUGGCCUCCCAGGGACCCUCUUGCGGCAUGCUGAUGGCUCGGUGGUGGAGCAGGUCACUGGGCCCCCGGGGCCACCAGGGAAAGAUGGAGACCCCGGCAGGGAUGGAGAGCCUGGUGAUCCCGGCGAGGAUGGCAAACCUGGUGAUAUGGGGCCCCAGGGAUUCCCUGGGACACCAGGAGAGCCUGGGCAGAAGGGGGAGAAGGGUGAGCCAGGUGUGGGGCCAAGGGGACCCCCUGGACCACCUGGUCCCCCUGGACCACCAGGACCCUCAUCCAAGCAUGACAAGUUGACCUUCAUUGACAUGGAGGGCUCUGGCUUUGGUGGAGACUCUGAGAGCCUGCGGGGUCCACGGGGGCCACCUGGUCCUCCAGGGCCACCUGGCGUUCCUGGUUUGCCAGGGGAACCGGGACGAUUUGGGAUGAACCACACAGACCUUCUGGGACCACCAGGGCCGCCAGGCAAGGACGGGCCCAAUGGGCCCCCGGGGCCAGUGGGUCCUCCUGGAAGAGAUGGGACAGUGGGGCAGCCAGGACCCAAAGGAGAGCGGGGUGAUGUGGGAGACCUUGGCCUCCCUGGUGCACCAGGACCCAAGGGCAGCAAAGGAGAAAUGGGACCAACAGGACCCCCAGGAGAAACAGGGUUAGCUGGCCUUCCAGGACCCAUGGGACCCCGAGGGCCACCAGGCCCUCCCGGCCCCCCAGGACCACCAGGGCCAGGCUAUGAGGCUGGAUUUGGUGACAUGGAGGGCUCGGGGCUGCCCUUCUCUGCCAGCUCCCCUGGACCACGUGGACCUGAAGGACCACAGGGGGUGCCAGGACUGCCGGGAAUGAAGGGGGAGGUUGGCAUCCCCGGGCAACCUGGCAUGCUAGGACCAAAGGGGGAUGCUGGUGUUCCUGGUGUGGAUGGCCGCCCUGGCCUGGAGGGCUUCCCUGGACCACAGGGACCCAAAGGUGACAGAGGCAGCCCUGGUGAGAAGGGUGAGCGAGGUCAAGAUGGAGUGGGGCUGCCAGGCCCCCCUGGUCCACCUGGUCCCCCUGGGCAGGUCAUUGCUGUCUCCAGUGAAGAUAAGUCUUUGGUGGCUUUGCCCGGUCCAGAGGGCAGACCAGGUCACGCUGGCUUCCCGGGCCCAGUGGGACCAAAAGGAGACCGGGGAUCAUCAGGUCCCCAGGGGGCCCCAGGGUUGAAGGGGGAGAAGGGGGAGCCUGGUGUCAUUAUCAGCCCCGAUGGGACUGUGGUCACUGCGAUGGUGAAAGGAGAAAAGGGGGAGCCAGGGCUGCGGGGACCAACGGGACCCUCGGGUCCCCAAGGACGAGCAGGGAUGAAGGGAGAGAUCGGCUUUCCGGGCAGACCCGGACGUCCAGGCAUGAAUGGACUGAAGGGUGAGAAGGGUGACCCUGCAGAUGUCAGCAGCCUGCUGGCCUUGCGGGGUCCCCCGGGACCCCCAGGUCCCCCAGGCCCCCCCGGACCACCUGGCGGCAUAGUCUACGACAACAGCAAUGCCUUCAGUGACUCCAGCCAUCCUGCACUGUCAGCUUUUCCUGGUUUUCCCCAGUUUCCAGGACAAAAGGGAGAGAAAGGUGAUGUUGGACCACCAGGACCCCCAGGCCACUUCUCCUAUGACCCGAGUCACUUCGGUGCCAACCUGCGGGGUGGCAAGGGGGACCCAGGUCCCAAGGGUGAGAAGGGUGAGCCGGGCAGCACACCGCUCUACGGUCCCAGUGUCACCGGGAUGCCGGGGCCUCCGGGGCCCCAGGGCUACCCUGGGCUGCCGGGUCCCAAGGGGGACAGUAUCGUUGGGCCACCUGGGCCUCCCGGACCUCAGGGGCCGCCUGGUAUCGGAUAUGAGGGGCGACAGGGACCCCCCGGGCCUCCUGGGCCCCCCGGUCCACCCUCCUUCCCAGGUCCUCACAGACCAGCUAUCAGCAUCCCUGGCCCUCCCGGGCCACCAGGACCCCCCGGACCACCAGGCACAAGUGGGACAUCCUUAGGGCUUCGUGCCCUGCCCACCUACCAGGCCAUGCUGAGCGCCGCGCACGACCUACCCGAGGGUGCCCUCAUCUUCCUCACCGACCGGCAAGAGCUCUACAUCCGCCUGCGGGGGGGCUUCCGAAGGGUUCUGCUGGAGGAGCAUAACCUGAUCCCCAGCUCAGCUCUGGACAAUGAGGUGUACGAUAAGCCCCCCAGUGUGCACUAUGCUGGGCCUCAACCUCAUGGACCCCUGCACCCCCUCCGCAACCACGGUCCCCCACCCACUGCCCGACCCUGGCGUGGGGACGAGGUGGUGGCUAACCAGCAACGCCUGCCUGAGCAACCCCUGCUCCACCACCAGCACGAGCUUCUCAACAGCUACUACAUCCACCGCCGGCCAGACCCAGCCCCUGUGGCUGCCCACGUGCACCAGGACUUCCAGCCUGCCCUUCACCUGGUGGCCCUGAAUGCCCCACUGAGUGGUGGGAUGCGUGGCAUCCGGGGCGCCGAUUUCCAGUGCUUCCAGCAAGCCCGGCAGGUGGGGCUGGCCGGCACCUUCCGUGCUUUCCUCUCCUCCCGCCUGCAGGACCUCUACAGCAUUGUCCGCAGGGCCGACCGUGCCACCGUGCCCAUCGUCAACCUCCGGGAUGAAGUGCUCUUCAGUAACUGGGAAGCCCUUUUCACGGGCAGUGGGGCCCCGCUGCGAGCUGGCGCCCGCCUCCUCUCCUUCGACGGCCGGGAUGUCCUGCGGGAUGCGAACUGGCCACAGAAGAGCAUCUGGCACGGCUCAGAUGCCAAGGGCCGGCGCUUGCCUGAGAGCUACUGCGAGACAUGGAGGACAGAGGAGCGGGCUGCCAUGGGCCAGUCUUCCUCGCUGGGCACUGGCAAGCUGCUGGAGCAGGUGGCCAGCAGCUGCCAGCAUGCCUUCAUUGUCCUCUGCAUCGAGAACAGCUUCAUGACUGCCGCCAAAAAGUGACACCCCACACCACUCCCCUCCUCAUCCCCAUCUCCUGGGUGUAGCCCCCCAUGCCUCCCCAGGGAGGGUCAGGCCAGCCUGCACCCUGGUACCUCCGUGGUCCUCAGCAUCUCCAUCACCUGCCCUCUCCCUGCAGGGUCGUUUCUCUGCCCGAAGACCUGAAGCCAAAGAGUGUAUGAAUUGCCCUGGUGGUCCCUGCCCUGGGGUGUCAGGGGCUGGCAUCCCACCUGGGGCAGGGCAGUCGGGGAGGGGGGGCUGGCUGCCUUCCUCUUUCCUCCUCCUCCUCCACUCCUCUUCUAACCCCUAAUAUUUAAUCACUUGACUGCUCGGAUGCUGUUUUCUGGGUUGGGUGGGCAGGAGGAUGCUCAGCAGGGUGAUUUCAGCACUGGUGUGCCCUCUCCCAGAAAGCUUCUGGAGGGUGGGGCAUGCUCUGCCUUCCUCCAGCCCUGCACUGUCCUCAUCGGGAGGUCAGGGACUGGACCUAAAUCCCUGUUGCUGGGGCCACAGGGGCUUCUCCAGCUGAAACCCCAGCAUCCCACCCGAGCAAGAGACCGUCCCAUGGCAGUGCUGGGGAUGGCACCUCCGUCCUCCCCAGGUAAGGUCUAUCCCAACCAGUCAUUCAUCAUAAUCACCGCCUCCAAAUCCUCCCCCAGGCAGCAGCUCAAAAGCCUCGGAGGAGGGGGAGGUCUGGUGUUCCCCCCCCAUCCCUUCUGCACACCUUUGUGCCACUCUUCUAUGCCUACCACCCUGGUCAGCGUGGGGACCAGGGCAAUGGGGUGCCCUUGGCAUAUGUUUACAAGCGUGUGCAUGUUGAGCAUGCGUGGUACCAAGGGCAGGCACCACCAUCGUGUGUCCCCUCCCUGUGCCACCUUUGCUGUGCCCUAAGGGCCGAGGCACAGCAAAGCUGGUUGGAAUUGGUGUGGGCAAAUCCAAGGUGCUAAAAAAAAAUAAAUAACAAAACAACCCAACAAAACAGAAAAAAAGAAAAAUUUGUUACGAGCUUUUUAUUAUUGUAUGGAAAUUAUUACCAUAAAAGCUGUGCGAGUCACACGGUCUCUUAUUUCUUACAGUCUACUGUAUUUUGUGUAAUUAAUGCAAUUUAAAGCCUGUGGAUCUUUAUUUUUUUUUUGUUGAUUGUGUCCUAUAAACCAUUUUUUUCUAAAGGCACUGAAUAAAGAAACGUUAUCCUCUUGUAGCCUGGUUUCAUGCAG
Messenger RNA from Calypte anna (Anna's hummingbird), 6796 nucleotides. It is a transcript of the gene COL18A1, whose product is annotated as collagen type XVIII alpha 1 chain. Gene Ontology annotation, molecular function: protein binding. The transcript is spliced from 42 exons. NCBI's taxonomy places the organism in Eukaryota, Metazoa, Chordata, Aves, Apodiformes, Trochilidae. Bases 108 to 5585 code for a protein of 1825 amino acids. The record is from RefSeq and is a predicted model, not a curated record.